This is a messenger RNA of Cyprinus carpio (common carp), 4003 nucleotides long. RefSeq names its product cAMP-dependent protein kinase catalytic subunit PRKX-like (gene prkx). The coding region runs from base 7 to 1080 and encodes 357 amino acids. Gene Ontology annotation, biological process: protein phosphorylation. Lineage: Eukaryota; Metazoa; Chordata; Actinopteri; Cypriniformes; Cyprinidae. The record is from RefSeq and is a predicted model, not a curated record. Gene Ontology annotation, molecular function: ATP binding; protein serine/threonine kinase activity. The transcript is spliced from 8 exons.
AAGAAGAUGGCAGCAACUAAAGGCAAAGCUGGACUACAUAAUGAAAGCCGUUCUGGUCGGGAUAGUGGCAGGACAGACGCAGGCAGUCCCACGUUAUCCGCAGGGGCCGCAUCCCUGACCACCCUCAGGACCUACACACUAGAUGACCUGGACACUAUUGCCACUGUUGGUACAGGAACCUUUGGAAGGGUUUUUCUGGUGAAGGAUAAAAAGACAAGAGGUUUCUUUGCUCUGAAAGCGAUGAAAAUCCCAGAUGUGAUUCGCCUGAAGCAGGAGCAACACGUACAUAAUGAGAAAGAGGUUCUGACGGAGGUGAACCAUCCUUUCCUUGUCAGACUGUUCUGGACGCACCAUGAUGAUCGUUUCCUGUACAUGUUAAUGGAAUAUGUGAAUGGUGGUGAACUCUUCAGCUAUUUACGCAGCCGAGGGCGUUUCAGCAACAGCACUGGAAUGUUUUAUUCAGCUGAAAUUGUAUGUGCCAUUGAAUACCUUCACUCCAAAGAAAUCGUCUACAGAGAUCUGAAACCAGAGAAUAUACUGCUGGACAGUGAGGGGCACAUUCGACUGACAGAUUUUGGGUUCGCAAAAAAGCUCUCAGAAAGGACAUGGACUCUUUGUGGUACUCCUGAGUAUUUGGCUCCAGAAGUGAUCCAGAGUAAAGGUCAUGGUCGAGCCGUGGACUGGUGGGCUCUGGGUAUUCUCAUCUUUGAAAUGCUUGCAGGGUAUCCACCAUUUUUUGAUGAUAAUCCCUUUGGCAUCUACCAGAAGAUCCUGGCUGGAAAGCUGGAGUUUCCGCGGCAUCUGGAUUUCUAUGUAAAGGACCUAAUCAAGAAGUUUCUGGUGAUUGAUCGGGCAAGAAGGCUUGGAAACAUGAAGAAUGGAGCUGACGAUGUGAAGAAGCACAGAUGGUUUAAGUCAGUAGACUGGGAUUCUGUGCCCUGUAGAAAACUCAAGCCACCCAUAGUUCCCAAGGUGUCUCACGAGGGUGACACGUCUAACUUCGACACCUAUCCAGAGGAUGAGUGGAAGAAGGACACACCAGUGCCAGCUAAGGAUUUGGAAAUUUUCAAGAACUUCUGAGAGGAUAUUCUUUUGAAUGAAUAAAACGACAGGACUGAUGGAAGAUAAUGAUGUAGAGCUGAAGUUUUAGCCUAACCAUUCAGGAGACAUUAAAAGGUCAUAGUUGCGUUAUUAUUAAAGGCAUGUCUUGCCUGCUUGUCCCUGAGUCCUGCACACUUGAGAAACAGAAACAGACUUCUUCUGGACAUCAUUAUUGUCAUCAUAAUCACGAUCAAACGUUUACCAAGGAAACAGUUCAUCACUUCAACCUCUUGUAAGAUGAGCAACUUGAUUCAACACCCUCUGAGUCUCUUAUAUUAUGCAAAAGGAAUUUUUUUAAAUAUUAUUUUAAAUAAGCAAUAUCAAGGUUCUGUUUAAGGUUCUUUUUGCUGGAUCAAGACAAUGUUCUUGCUUAUGCCUAAAUGUCUAUGGUCAUGGUUUUGUUUUGAAUUUAUACCUUAAAAAAUUUGCUGAAUUAGAGCUUUAAGCCUGACAAAUUUUCUUUCUGGUUAUCUGAACUUGCUGUGUUGAUCCUUUCCUCCCACAUGUUAUCGCUAUAUUAAUUUCAUAACAUUAGGCCUGUUUCACACUGCACUAGCUGCGACAAUGUGCUUUUAUACGGGCAGCAUUUCUCCUGCGUAACAAACCCGCCAGUCUAUAAAAAAAAAAAAAUAUUCAAAAUAAAUAAUGGCAAUUAAUUUUAAAAUGGUCAUUCAUAUUUGAGACUACAAAAAUGUAUAGUCUGAAAUGUAAUAUACAUGUCGUUGUAGAUUGAUCCAAAAAGUAAUUAAUUUACAGAAUCCAAACUCCAGACUGUAGCGAUAAACUGUCUCUUGGAUUCAUUCAUAUUUACUGAACAGAAAGUGCUGCUUGUGUGUGUGUGUGUGUGUGUGUGUGUGUGUGUGUGUGUGUGUGUGUGUGUGUGUGUGUCUGUGUGUGUGUGUGUGUGUGUGUGUGUGUGUGUGGUUGUGUGUGUGUGUUUUCCAAAUAGCAGAUAAAUAGUUCCAUCCCGUAUUUUAAUUGAAUACUGUAACCUGUUGUUAUUGUAUGUAAGCCCAUUUCUGUCACAAGAAAAAAAAAAUGCUUUGGUAUAUCAAUUAUUACAUACAAAGUCGGGAAAAUGCAAAUUAUGAGUUAUGAAUUAUGAGAUGUCAAGUAAUUUUUUUUUUUUUUGUCAUAAUAAUGACAAUUAUGUAUCUCAGUUUUUAGUUUGAUGAGGUACAAAGUUAUAAUUUGACGUCAAAAUUAGUGUAAAGUUUUUAUUUAUUAUCAUUAUUUAAAAGUCAAAAUUAUGACUAUAAGUGAUUAUAAUUUAAAAUUGAGAUUAAAAUGUCAUGACUCUAAAUUUCAACUUGUUUCAUAUGUUCAUCUCAAUGUGAGAUUUUAGCCUUUUUGUCAUUUGUAUUUUUAUCUCAAUUUCUACUUUUAUGUCAUAAUUAUGAGUCAUAAUUUGGGCUUAUCAAAUUGACUUUUUAUCUCAUAAUUUCAACUUUCUGUUGAAAUUUUAUUUAUAAAAAAAAAAAAAGUUUUAUUUCAGAAUCCGUUAAGUAGUAAGUAAUAAUUUUGACUUUUUAUGUCAUAAUUUUGUUUUCCAAAGAAUUAUUUUUAUUUUUAUGUAGUGGAAAUGGGCUCUGAUAGAUAAGGGCACCAAAAUAAAUGCACACAGGAUUCGUCUGCAGUGUGAAACAGAAUGUGUUUUUGUGUUCUACUGAGCUGCUUUAAAUUAUUUUUUUUCUGUGUAAAUGUGCACUAUAGACAUGUUUGACCAUUGUGCUGCGUCUCAAUUGUUUAUUUUUGUAUAUGAGCACCACAUUUUUAAGGCAGGUUAAAUUAGUUAAAAAUAAGUACAACUUGAACCCUGCCUUCUUUUCCAUUCAUCAGUGUUACGGCUCUGCAGUUAUAUAUUAUUGUGCAGCAUCUCAAGUGCAAAAGCGCGGUUUGUGUGAACGGCCCCAAGAAUCCAAAGAGCUUUUGAACACAUUCCUGUCAGGAUGUCAGACUAAGAAUACCAGAUGAAGUAGAGCUGCAGUAGCAUUUACCUAAUCAAGCAUGACCUCACAAACCUGUAGGUAACUAAUAAAUUAGCAUUAAUGCUUGUAUUAUGAGAUGCCUGUUCAAAUACUUUAGCUGUUGUGCUUUAUGAUGUUCUAUAUGUGUUUACUUAUUGGUUAAGCGCAUAAACGAUUUACUAGCCAGGUGUUUUCUAAAGUUGCCUUGCAUAGGUGAAUUUAGCAAACACAGUUUACAUUGCUUUGGAAUGCUUCUAAAUAUAUGUUUGGCAUUUAAAAGCCUUGCAUAAUGGGAAGAGAACUAACUAUGGUGUGAAAUGCUUUAGAAAUGUAGCUACUGUGUGUAUGUUCAAAACGACUCUUCUGUUUCUGGGCUUCCAUAGUUUUUCUUUUGUCUGAAGCAGUAAUCUAUCAUUGGAAAGUCUACUGAAUAUCAUUUAUUUGAUAUCAUCUCUUGAAAUGACUGUUCUUUUUAAAUUGCAAAUGCAGUUUUAUACUAAGGAAACAAACAUGCAGAUUUCACAUGGACUUGACAGCUGUUACCAUCUUUUUUUUUUUUUUUUUUUUUUCCUGUGUGAAAAAUUGUUUGAGGUAUUUUUAAUUUUUUGUGUUCUUUUUUACUCUUGUUUGAGAAAAAAAAAAGUAUUUUAUAUUGUUUGCAACAGCAAAAACUAAAAUGAAGUUCUAUGAACUGAAAAAUUGACCCAGCAUAGGAUUUUAUACUGGUUUUUAAUCACUUUUCUUUAUUUUAUUUUUUUUAUUAUUUUUUUUUUUUAAGUUUACCGGUGCUAUCAUUUUAUUGCCUUCUGAACAUUUAUGGUGUAUUUUAGAUGGUACGAGUGCAAUGUUACCUGCAACCAAGUUGUUAUAAAACAUGAGAAAAUCUGCAAAUUCUGUGUCCAUGAAAAUAAACUGAACUUUUCAUGUGGGCAAAA